Molecule: messenger RNA, 3894 nt
Organism: Suricata suricatta (meerkat)
Lineage: Eukaryota; Metazoa; Chordata; Mammalia; Carnivora; Herpestidae
Gene: RPRD1B
Product: regulation of nuclear pre-mRNA domain containing 1B
Exons: 7
Coding region: 421-1398 (325 amino acids)
Biological process (GO): mRNA 3'-end processing
Cellular component (GO): RNA polymerase II, holoenzyme
Molecular function (GO): RNA polymerase II C-terminal domain binding
Source: RefSeq, a predicted model, not a curated record
GCGCCUGCGUGCGGGUGCGAGCGCUCAAAGCGCCUUCCGGAGGCCGCAGAACUGCGCCUCUCUCCUCAUCUGUUGCUUACGAAGUGCCCUAAGCGAGGUUCAGAGAAGCCACCGCCACUGGAGGGGCGUUUUUCUGUAGCUCUGACCCCUCUCGGUGCCCAACUACUCCGGCCCUUGCCCUUUGACCCAGCUCUCACGGAGGGGUGAGAGGUCGGUGGCCAUCUUGUGGCGGCGGCGCGGGUGGCUGUUACUGCGGAGACCCAUCCCCUCCCCCUCCUUGCCCCCCCCCUCCGCCCGGCAGUCUGUCAGUCUGUAAAGAGCCCCGCAGGCGGUCAGGUGAGACCCCGGCCCCGAGGCUUCGUUCUUCCCGCCGCACUGGGCGGCCCAGGCCGCUCUCUGCAGGGCCUCACCGCCGCCACCAUGUCCUCCUUCUCCGAGUCGGCGUUGGAGAAGAAGCUCUCAGAGCUGAGCAACUCUCAACAGAGCGUGCAAACCCUGUCCCUGUGGCUCAUCCACCACCGCAAGCACGCGGGACCCAUCGUCUCUGUGUGGCACCGCGAGCUCCGGAAAGCCAAGUCAAAUAGAAAGCUUACUUUUCUGUACUUAGCGAAUGAUGUCAUCCAAAACAGUAAAAGGAAAGGACCUGAAUUCACUAGAGAAUUUGAAUCUGUCCUUGUGGAUGCUUUUUCUCAUGUUGCCAGAGAGGCAGAUGAAGGCUGUAAAAAACCUUUAGAAAGAUUGCUGAACAUCUGGCAAGAACGAAGUGUGUAUGGCGGCGAGUUCAUACAGCAGCUGAAGCUGUCUAUGGAGGACUCCAAGAGCCCUCCCCCCAAAGCAGAGGAAAAGAAAUCCCUGAAGCGAACUUUCCAGCAGAUACAAGAGGAGGAGGAUGAUGACUACCCUGGAAGCUACUCUCCCCAAGAUCCUUCUGCAGGACCCCUCUUGACUGAGGAACUAAUCAAAGCUUUGCAGGACCUGGAGAAUGCUGCAUCAGGGGAUGCUACUGUCCGGCAGAAAAUUGCUUCUUUACCCCAGGAAGUGCAAGAUGUUUCUCUGUUGGAAAAAAUAACAGACAAAGAGGCAGCUGAACGACUCUCAAAAACAGUAGAUGAAGCAUGUCUGUUACUAGCGGAAUAUAACGGGCGUCUGGCGGCGGAGCUGGAAGACCGGCGCCAGCUGGCUCGGAUGUUGGUGGAGUACACCCAGAACCAGAAAGACCUUUUGUCAGAAAAGGAGAGAAAACUGGAAGAAUACAAGCAGAAGCUCGCACGGGUAACCCAGGUCCGCAAGGAACUGAAGUCCCAUAUUCAGAGCUUGCCAGACCUCUCGUUGCUGCCCAACGUCACAGGAGGCUUGGCCCCCCUGCCCUCUGCUGGUGACCUGUUUUCAACUGACUAGGACAGGUGGCGUGCCCCAGAGUCCCAUCUCUACCAGCAGAAAGAAGAGAGAGGGCAAGUCAUGGUUGGAAAUAACUGUGGUGGAAAUAACUUGUGGCCCCUGGUCCUGUCCCUCCAUCCCAGCCCUGCAGCCUCGAGAAAGAACCACAGACUCUGAAUCUCCUCUCCGUCCUCUCCUGUUGAGCACAAUUCAGAACAGUGGCGAGUGGAGUCCAAUUAGAUUCUUAUUUGCAAAGAAUACAAACUCUCCCAACUUCAUGUUUUCGUGCCCCUGUUGGUUUUCCAUUAUUAGCUUUCUCUUUACACCCAAGAAGUUAUGAAAAUCAUGCAUACUUCUGGAAGCUUUCAGAAGAAUCUUGUCCCUGUCGACAGCAUUGUGUCAUGAGAACAGCUUCUCUUUUCGGAGCCGGGUUUGUUCAAGUUCAGUGCAGGCCUCCACUGAAGGACUUGCUCUUGAGUCGUUGGCUUUCCUGGCUGCCAUCCACCCCAUAGGUUGGAGGCAUGACUGUCAAGCAGUUUUGCCAUGAAGAGUUUGCCAAAUCUCUGAUCCUUCUUUCCUCUACUUGCAGUGAUGUGUAGUUACAGGUGCAGUGCUUUUGUUUUAUAAGCAGACUCGGGAAUCUAGCAAUGAGAUUUCAAGCUGACCUGGGACCUAAAGUCACAGUUCGGAAGUAAGAGUAACUGGGAUCACAGGCACAGGCUGAGUCAAAAUAAGUUAUUUGCGUCAGGUUCCUACAAACAAACUUCCCAGGCACCCAUGGUCACAGAAAAUGUUCCUAAACAUUGAUCUUUUGGCCCUAAUCUGGUGAAGGCAGUUAGGAAGGGUGCUGGUGGAUCUCAAAAGCUAAAGGCAAAACUGAGAGUGUGGGCCGUGUGUGGGUGUUGCUUUUAGACUCCUGUCGUCUGGGGAGUAGGGCCACACUAACCUUGCCUCACUGGGCUCAGGCCUGCGGUCCAGUGAGUGAACUUGAGUAUCUCCCCUGCGGAUAACUCUGUGUGUCUGUCUGUCUGUCUGUCUGUCCGUUUACACCACUGCACACAUCCUUGUGCCCGGAGGAGGACUCUGAUCGGCUGUUCCGAGUCCCUCAUCUCAGGCCAAGGAAGGUUUAACUCCACUAUCAUGCCAGCUGACAUUAUGACUCUAUAAUGUAGUUACAAAGGAUUUUUACCUUGCUUUUAGUAAAGGUUAGGCCUGCUAACUGUAAAUCAUUCUGAUUUGGCAGGCUUCUUUUUGACAUUGGAAAGGGCAGAAAACGAUUUGCCCCAGUAGUGUUAAUAGGCGUCAGGGCCCAGAGGCUGAAGUCCACAGGCUGUGAAAAGGAAUUCAGCGGUGGAGGCUUCAGGGUCUCCAUUACUUUGAGUUGUUACUUCCAGGAUUACCAAAAAGCCAAAUUACUCGUAAUUUUACAUGUUGAACAUGUUGAAACCUAGCCCGUGGUUUUAAAGUGUGGCAGGCUUUCCUUUAAGAAGCUCUUCUGUCGGCUGGGAAGUGAGAACAGUGAAAAGGCCUAGCGGGGGUUCAGCGUGACUCUGUGGGGAACGUAGUAGCAUUGGAGCUGUUCUCCGGGUUUGAACACAGACUGUGUGUUGCUUGCUCACUGACACUGCCCAUUGUCCUGUCGUUCUUAAAUUAAUGAGUCUCGAACUAUAAAGCUUUUCCUGCCAGAGGCCAGGGGGCUGUAGGUGACUUUACUAAAUAAGAUCGCAGGAAAAUUGCAAGAUUGACUCUAAUCUUUGCGGUUUCUGCACAUACGCCCCUCCCCAUAUGGUGUGCUGCUUCAGUCCUGCAUGUGAGCUCCGUGUGGAACGGGCCCAUCGUGGACACUCUCUGUGCUUUUCCCAAGGAAGCAAAAUUUAUUAGCGUCAAAUCAAAAGGGUAGAGUAGACAUUCGCUCUGAUCAGCUGGAUGAAAAUGUUUCAGCAUAAUGGAUUUUGCCCAUUGCUAUGCUUUCUCUGAUUGAGUUUGACCAGCAAUUGGUGCAUAAUUCUUAACAGCAAGAGCAAGAAAUGAAACUGUAGCAAUUAUGUAAAUGAGUGUGUUGGCCUCCUAACACCCGUUACUAGUGGACUUCCAGUGAGAAAGUAAGUUUUGGGGUUUGUUUUGUUUUUUAAUGAAAUACUUUUGUUUUUUAAAUCUUAUUUCUCCAAGAGUGCUCACUUCAUGUGUUUAAUUUAAAGGAACCUUUCUCCUUGAUGUACCAGGUGGUCCGGGGUUGGGGAUGGGGUGGGGUGGGUGGCUUUUGUUUUGUGUGUUUUCUUUCUUUAGGGCAUCCAUAGGCCUCAAAGGACCUCUCCUUUAGGUCGUAUUCCUCAGACGUCUUCAUUCUUCUUUGUUGUGUUUUGUUUUGGUUUUUUCUUAAAGAAUAUUUUUAAAGCUUAAAUUUGUAUAUUAAUUUAGGACUUUAUUUAGAAGUAUAGGCUGUCAUUGGCGGCAGCAGUAUAUUCUGAAAUGUCUCAUAGAUAUAUAUUUUUGAAUAAAGAUGGUGUUGUUGAACGA